AUGGCUGACUCAAAGAAUCAACAGUUCAAGACCAUGUCGCAGCCCGAGAGCUUCUCACUGCGCCGGGUGCCCCGGCUCCAGCGCGCCAGCUCGAGCCGUCAAGGGGCCCGAACAAGGAGUCCGCUGCUCAAGGCCAUGGACCGCGACCAGGAUACGGACGUAGGUGGCAACAGCACCCGGGUUCGCUUCAUUCCUUCGUUCCUGUUCUUCAAGCAGCUGUACGUGCUGCUCUGGAAGAACGUGUACAUCAAGCGGCUGCUCCGCCACUACACCACCACCUUGCUGGAGAUCGCCUUCAUCGUAGCGCUGCUGUCGGGAAUCCAAGAGGACUCCGUGGUCCGGGAGCCCCUGGACCGCCGACCCGACACCUACUACAAGCCGAUACACUCGGACGCCUACUGGAACACGCAGGAGGACCUGGCCCACAUUACGAAGGCGUACUACUACCCGGCGCGCAACCGGUACCUGUCCCGCCUGGCGCGGGAAGCGUUCCACAAGCUGGGCGUCACCGAGGUGAUCGGAGUGCAGACGCUGCGCCAGCUGCAGCUCGUCCACCCGCCCCACAAGGAGUCGAAAGAGACGCCGCGCCCGGCCCACUCCGUGGCGCUGAGAUUCACCGGCGUGCCCCAGAACGACACCGACACCGAACCCGUCAACCUGUACGUCUCGUUCAUGGCCGGCAACCUGCCUUUCGACUUGCAGGUGAACUACCGCCAGCGGCUGAUCUCCCAGCCCGACGGACCCGCGGAGGAGGAGCGGUUUCCGGAGAUGCACACCCUGCUGCCCAUCAUGGGGGCCCUGCAGCAGCGCCACCUGGAGCUGCAGGCCGAGCGGAUGCAGGAGCCUCCGCCGGAGGAACUGCGCCUGCGCCGGUUUCCCUACCCGGCCUACAUCGUUCACCGGGACCAGAAGAACUACGCCCUGGUGCUGACGCGCUUCUGCAUCGGCAUGCUCAUCCCGUUCACCGUGCUCGUCGCCAGGCUCACCGACGAGAAGGCCACCGGUAUGCGCGAGCUGCUUCGAGUGAUGGGCCUCAGCGACUGGGUGUACUGGGUCAGCCACUACCUGAGCGCCUUCUUCAUGCACUCCAUCAUCGUGUCGCUCAUGCUGCUCUUCACCUGCGUCAAGCGCAACGAGGAAGGCCGAGCCUUCAUACAGUUCAGCGACCCCACGCUGCUGUUCGUCAUACUCAACUUCUUCUGCAGCCAGUGUCUCAUGCACGCCUUCGCCCUGUCCAUGUUCUUCGCGCACCCGCAUUCCGCAAUCGCGGGCGCCAUGUUGUACUGGACCUUCAGCAACGCAAUGCCCUUCCUGCUUCUGGAGCACGCUGGAGGGCAGGGCUACUAUUACAUCGCCCGCCAGGACAAACUGCUCACCGCCAUCUUUCCCGGAAUGAGUUUACACUGGAGCUUCCGUGUACUGGAACGCUUCGAAAAGUUCGUGGAACGCGGCGCUAACUGGAGCAACUUCUACGAUCCCGCCGCGACCCCAGACAACGUGACCCUCGCCGAGAUCGUGUUCGUGGGGUUCACCUCCGACUGCAUCCUGGCAACCUUCAUCUGGUACUUCGACAACGUCUUCUGCUUCGGGCCGGGCGUCCACAAGCCUUUUCACUUUCCGCUGAAGCUCGGCUACUGGCUUCCGAGGAUGACCUUCGUCCCAAUGCUACCGACAUCAAGAGGAGGCGACGAGUUGCUUAACUUCGAAGCCGAACCCACCUACCAGGCAGUGGCUGUGGAGCUCGUCAACGCAAGCAAGGACUACGACGGUGUGAUUGCCGUGGACGACGCCUGCCUGAGAAUCUACACCAACCAGAUCACCGUGCUGCUCGGGCACAACGGUGCUGGCAAGACCACCCUUCUCAACAUGAUCACUGGCUUCGUUGACUGCACCUCGGGGAGUGCGCUGGUUGGCGGCUACGACGUGAGGAUCUGCACCCGCGACUCCCGCCAGAGCAUCGGCUACUGCCCCCAGUACAACGUCUUGUUCGACGACCUCACAGUCGAAGAGCACCUCAUGUUCUUCGCUAUCAUCAAGGGCAUCCCGCUGAACAAAGUCCAGCUGGAGGUGGUGACCCUUCUGCACGACGCCAGCCUCAUGGAACACCGCGCAGUGCUGGCCGCAAACCUGACUCCCGGCCUGCAGCGCCGCCUGUGCACCGCGAUUGCGAUCGUGGCGACUCCUAAGUUGGUGAUCCUGGACGAGCCGACGACCAACAUGGACCAGGAUGGCUGCCGCGACCUCUGGGAGCUGCUGCUCAAGCUUCGGCGCACCACCUGCGUGUUGAUGACCACGCAGCAACUGUACGAGGCCGACGUGCUUGGCGAUCGCAUCGCCGUCAUGGCCAACGGCCGCAUACGGUGCUGCGGAGGGCCGACGUUCCUCAAGCAGCGCUUCGGCACCGGCUACCGCAUGAACAUCACCAAGAUGCAGCGGAAGUGCAAGGUGGCGACCAUCACGACCUUGCUGCGCAAGUACGCACCCAAGGCGCGUGUCCAGAGCGACUCGGACAACGAGGUGGUCUUCAUCAUCGGCCAGAUGGUCGCCACCAAGACCAUCAUCGAGAUGUUCAGGGACCUGGAAUCCCGCACCGAGGAGCUGGGCGUCGAGUCCGUCGGCCUGUCGAUGACGUCUCUAGAGGACGUGCUGAUCCGUGUGGGCGAGGAGUACCACGUCCACCGCUCGCAGCGCAAGAAGGAGGGCGAUGACGACGCCGCCAGCACCGUCGAGGCCAAGCCGCGCCACGUGAAGACCAUGGCGGCCGUGAAGUCCUCGCCGGCCUCGCUGUGGGCGCGCACCCGGGCCGUGUUCGUGAAGCGCGCCAUCCACGCGUGGCGCGAGAAGCGCAUGCCGCUCUUCAGCUGGGUGCUGCCCCAGUGCCUGCUCACCGUGCUCUUCCUGCUCGAGAUCUGGGGCCUGCACGGCAGCACGCGCGACGUCGUGCACGGGGGCGACACGCUCAAGUACAGCUUCCCGGACAUCAUCGGCAUCGCGCAUGGCUUCGCGCAAACUGACUCCGAGGAGCAGAAAUUUCGGGAGGAGAUCCUGGAGCCAAUGUUACGUCCCGCGAUCCAGUACACCGUGGAACACCUGCCGCUGACCACGGACAUCAACACGUACCUGCUGGACAUUGCCAGCGACAAAUUGUUCAAAUACGUUUUUAACCUGCACUUCGGCUACCAGAUGACUAAGGCGACCGGGACCGUGCUGUGGUACAACGGCCAGAUCCAGCACACGGCGCCGCUGGUGAUGACGGGGUUCAACACGGCGCGGCUGCGCAACAUCACCAAGAACUUUAAGGCCAGGUUUAGCUUCAACGUGGCGGCACCACCGCGCCAGGUUCACGGCCAGGGCGUCAAGUCGACCAAGGCCGAGACUGAGCAGAUCCGGAGCCAGAACACGUACCGCGAGGUGCUGCCCAAGGUGCUCCGCUCCGUCUUCCUGCCGCUCGUCUCGAGCCUGAUGUGCAGCAACUUCGUUCUCUUCCCGAUCGCCGAGAGGGCUCUGCUGGUGAAGCACCUGCACCUGCUGACGGGCCUGAGCACGCUCCUCUACUGGGUCCUCAACUUCGUCUUCGACUUCCUCUUUUACAUCGUGACCGCCCUUUGCGUACUCCCUCCGCUGUGGCUGUUCCAGGCUGGCGCGCUCUCCGGUACCGACAUCAGCCUUAUCUUCUCGCUGAACCUGUUGCACGGAUACGCGGCGCUUCCGUGCAUCUACCUGGCGUCGUUCCUGUUCGAUAACCCGGGACAAGGCUGUUCCACGCUCGCCAUCGUCACGUUCAUCUUAUCGUCCGUCGGCUGCCUGGGCGAGGUGUUCAUGGAGCACUACGCGGAAGAAGUGAACAACGCCGCCGUGUCUUUCGUCAUCGGCACGGCGCGUCAGGCCGUGCGGCUGCUGCCCUCUUGCUCCUACUCGCGCGCGAUGACCAAGGUACUGCAGCUGGCCGCCGAAAGCUCGGUCUGCCAGCUCGGGGGAGCCGAGCUCGAGAGCCAGUGCAACAUCAAGGUCACCGAGACGAAGCUGUCGCUCAGGCAGUGCUGCGAGCACAUGUACAGUGCCAACCGGACCAGUUACCUGAUCCACCCGUUCGACAAGCACCCCUACUCUGCGUACUACGAGGUCGUCGCGCUCGCGUUUCAGGGCGGCGCGGUGUUCUUCCUGCUGCUCGCGUUCGAAUUCAUCAGGAAGCAACUCGAGCGGGAGCUGACGGCGCUCGACAACGAGGCGUACCAGGCGGCGCAGGCCGCACCGCAGUACACCGUUGCCAAUGCUGCAGACCGAGCCGCGACGGAAGGGAAGAAGGGUCACGGUUUGAUAGACAGCGACGUGCAGGAGGAGAACAAUGUGGUUGAGGGCGUCGUGUCGGGAAAACUGCCAGUCACGCCAGGAACCUCGUGGCCCGUGAUGGUCGUUCGUCGUCUGCACAAGUCGUACGGCUACUUUGAGAGCAACGUAGUGCUUCGGGGGCUGUGCUUCACCGUGCGCUCGGGCGAGUGUUUCGGUCUCCUCGGCGUCAACGGGGCGGGAAAGACCACGACGUUUCGGAUCCUGACGGGAGAGAUCGUGCCGCACGCUGGCAACGCCUAUAUUGGCACCGCCUCCAUCGUUGAGCAGCCUUCAAGCUUCCAGCGCCACCUGGGCUACUGUCCCCAGCGGGACGGCCUGCUCGACAUGCUCACUGGCGUGGAGACGCUGUCCCUGUUCACGCGGCUCAAGGGCAUCCCGCUGACGCCGCAGUACCUGGAGACGCUGCUCGACGUGUUCCGGCUCGAAGACAUCGCGGACCAGCUCGUGAGCACGUACAGUAUGGGCUCCCGCCGUAAGCUGUCGCUGUGCAUCGCCAUGCUGGGCACUCCCCGCGUGCUGCUGCUGGACGAGCCGUACGUCGGCGUGGCGCCCAUGGCUCGAAGGCGCGUGGUCAACUACAUCAGCGCGUUGCAGCACACGGCCAACAUGUCUGUCGUGCUCACGUCCCACAGCCUGGCUGACGUGGAGUUCCUGUGCAACCGGAUGGCCAUCCUUGGCGCCGGCCGACUGCAGUGCCUGGGUUCGCUGCCUCAGCUGAAGGCCAAGUUCGGCAAGGGCUACACCAUCACCGUGAAGACCUUGCCAGACCGAAAGCACGACGAAGUCUACCUGCACCAGGUGACCAACGCCGUCUCGGCGGCAUUCCCGGGCUCCGAAUUCGUGCACUCGUACGAGGGCGUUCUGGAGUUCCGCAUCUCGUGGGUGCGCAUGCCGUGGAGCAAGAUGUUCGUCCUGAUGGCGCGCAUCAAGAAGUGCUACAAGCUGCUCGACUUCUACAUCGCCGACACGUCGCUCGAGCAGAUCUUCCUCGGCGUGACGCGCAAGGAGGCCAGCGAUGCAGCGGCCGCAGCAGCGCAGCAGGGGCAGCAGGCGCCCGCCGCCGUUCACCACAUAAUGGCGUCCACGCUGGGCAUCUGAGCGGGGGCACUGCGUGUGGGAAGUCGUCGUCGCCGUCACCAGCAGCGCCGGAUUGUCCAGGGCACCAACACUGAUUGCGAAAAGAAAAAAAAAAGAAAGAAAGAAGAAUACCACCACGUUGUCGUUUUCUUACACUGAUUACUUUUGUAAGGGGUCUGUGUGUUUCCGAAUGAUACGUCGAUAAAAGGAGCACGGUACUACAGACCAACAUCGCAGAUUUAAUGCUGCCGAUGGAAUGUGAAGGGGAAAAGCCUACGCAUGCGCGCUGCCCGACGCCUUGCGGUUGAGACUGCAGCAGCCACCUCAUUGUCAUAGAGACUUCUCGUAAAAAAAUCGAAUAAGAACAUGCGGUUUGACGUCCGAAAGCGGUAAGGACUACGAGGCAGGCCAUAUAGAGAGGCUGAGCGGGUGUGUAAGUGGGUGGGAGAGUGGCGGGUCUCCAAAUUUAUUCCGGCUUACCUUCGCGUUCAAUGCGAACCUAAAGACGUUUUCGCAUUUCGCUCAUUGCUAUGCCGCCGCUGCUUCCGCAAACCCACUGAGCGAGUUCCUUAGCCAUCGCGGCGCCUGAUGAACGCCAUCACGUGAUGACGAGCGGUAGCUGAUAACCGCCUUGCGCGUUGCGCAGCGCGCUGAGCUGGCGCGCAGAGGCGAUCACGAUGAGUCGAUCGGUCUCGCCAUGGUCAUUUGCCCGGAAGUGGCAAUUGUCGUGUCGCAUAUCUUGUAUUAACGAACCCGCAUUUCACGAGCUCACUCCGCAGCCUUCUCUGCGCCAUGCCGGAUCGAGAGUCUAAACCCUGCCACAGUGCGCCGCGAAGCGCGGGAGCGUCAUGUCCUUUCCUGGCCGUCGCUCGUAGGAUGAGCUUCGCGCGCACCCAUCUCCACAGUGCUUGAUGCCGUCUAUUGAAGUAUAGUGGUAAUUGUACGCUUUUCCGUGCGCGAAUGUUGCUUUGACUUGAGCUCGGCCCUCAACUGUGCCGGCUUUAAUGGAUGAGGCAAUGGUGGCUCCAAAAAAAAAAAAAAAAAUCACCGACGAUUACGAUACUCCGAAUGCGAAUUUCGAGCGCAGCUCUGGACGUGUUUUCUUUUUGCGAUAUAUUGCCUGGCGCGUACAAUCGGUCUCGUGCGGCACGUUGCUAACGAAUCCAAGUGUGUCGCGACUGCCUUGCCAAUCUGGAGAUCGCCAGAGCCAGCGCGAGGGCUAUGCGUGGGCGCGAUUCACAGCAGCAGCCGCCACCUACGACAGACCUCCCAGACGACGCCCGCUACUCUGGCGCCAUCUCGUCGUCAUCGUCGCCGCACUAUACGCUUUGCUUCUCAAGCUUUUGCUAUACCCUACUCCGCUUUCCGCCUCAUGUUUCCGCUGUGCCCUCCUCUCAGCUUUCUGCCUCGCGCCUUUCAUCCCCCGCUGCGAUCCACGUUCGCUUUCAUCCUUUCCUGCGCUAUAGUCUGCUCGGUUACGCCGCCGACGCCGACGCUCGCCGC
Dermacentor andersoni is the source of this 6930-nucleotide messenger RNA. RefSeq names its product phospholipid-transporting ATPase ABCA3-like. Gene Ontology annotation, molecular function: ABC-type transporter activity; ATP hydrolysis activity; ATP binding. Gene Ontology annotation, biological process: lipid transport; transmembrane transport. Gene Ontology annotation, cellular component: intracellular membrane-bounded organelle; membrane. The record is from RefSeq and is a predicted model, not a curated record. Lineage: Eukaryota; Metazoa; Arthropoda; Arachnida; Ixodida; Ixodidae.